Molecule: messenger RNA, 904 nt
Organism: Phyllotreta striolata
Lineage: Eukaryota; Metazoa; Arthropoda; Insecta; Coleoptera; Chrysomelidae
Source: the annotation of a GenBank genome assembly
AAACUUUUUGACAAAUGUGUCAUUUUAUCCAAUAAUUUGUUCAUUCCAAAAAUGGUCUUGCGCAAAAAUAUUUUUCCCAGAACCAAAGGCGAAUAUCUCUCAACGGGCAGCAACGUAAUUUUUACCCCGCUAAAUUAUUAUGUCUUCAAUUUCGUCGUUUUGCCCCAAUAUUGGACCAUGUGGUCGGAGGAGUACACCAAGCACUUCAUCAUCAGCUCCUUCUUGACCUUCAUGAUGUGCUCGAACAUGCUGGCACUGGUCCUUUGCGAUACCACCGUCAAAGGGAGAUUCCCCGCACUAAAUAAAACCCGAAAGGACGAGUGGAAGUACUGCGACAAAUGCCAGACCUCCAUGCCUCCCAGGUCGUGGCAUUGCACCAUCUGCAACACUUGCAUCCUGAAGAGGGACCACCAUUGCUUCUUCACCAGCUGCUGCGUGGGAUUCCACAAUCACCGGCAUUUCAUGAUGUACUUGUUCUACACAGCGCUUACGACAAUGUACGCUAGUUACUUCAAUUUCCGAUACGCUUACGACACCACGGACGUCGAGUACACGUGGAUGACUCUGGUGAAGCUGUUAUUCCCGAUGCUGAGCGUGUUCUUCAUCAAAUGGUCCUUACACCAUCUCUAUUUGUUGGUCAUAUUCGAAACGUUCGCAUUCGGUUUGAUGUGCUGUUUCAUGCUGGUUUGGUGUGGAUAUUUCAUCUCGAGAAACAUGGUGAUAUUUGAUAAAGAGCACUCCAAACGGUACAGAAAGAGCGUGAUGGAGAACGUGCAAGUGGUGUUUGGAAGAAAGUGGUAUUUGGUGUGGCAGGGACCUUGGGUGUCGAGUGAGCUACCCUGUGAUGGUACUCACUGGGAUAAAUACAUGUAAUCGGAAUUGAAAAAUAAAUUUUUGCAAUCAG